Xenia sp. Carnegie-2017 is the source of this 1992-nucleotide messenger RNA. RefSeq lists its product as uncharacterized. Lineage: Eukaryota; Metazoa; Cnidaria; Anthozoa; Malacalcyonacea; Xeniidae. The transcript is spliced from 7 exons. Bases 943 to 1992 code for a protein of 349 amino acids. The record is from RefSeq and is a predicted model, not a curated record.
AACUAUAACUUGCUGCGGACAUUGUGCGGUAAAAUAUAGCAAGAUUGAAAUUUUGUUGAUGAUUUCACAAUGAAGGAAGGCGAAUCAAGUGAUGGCAAAGAUUUGAAUUUUAGUUUUAGUCUAGAGAUUCAUGCAGCUGCCCUCGAAGUAUUUGAUGAUGUCUUUAACGCAGCAAUGAAAGAUUUCGAUGAACCUUUGCAAAUGAUCAAAGAAAACCGUUUUGGAUUGAUUUGGCGUGACGAAAUGGAACUUCACGAAAAGAUUAUGUCAUUUGCCGGGUCGUUUCAGCAAACUCUGAAAAAUUCCUUCGCCUCCAAUCAUGCUAAAGCCGCACAGCACAUUAAAGGAAGUACUUGCGACAUGUUUCUUUCAUAUUUACAUGAGAAACUGGAUGAGUCUUUACUUAGUGAAGAAAUUUUUAGGUUUUCUCGCGACGAAAUUAAGGAGCAGAUUGGAAAAAAGAUUAUAAGUUUAAAGAAUAUGCUAGAAAUGGAACACAAGCUUGAAGAGAAGCCUAAAUCUCAUCUGGAAGAGUGGAUAUCUGCAACGAAUCUGUUCGAUGAAAUUCACAUUCACCAUUCGUUGCUGUGUUGUCAACUUGCGUACAGCUGUAAAGACCCCGAACACAGAAUGGAAGACCUUAACGAAAUGUGCAAAAUGACAAAAGAACAUUUGCUUAGCCAUGUUUAUGUUUCUUAUGAAAACGAACAUGUACCAAAAUAUGUAAUGGCAGAGUGUGGUGAUGUUAUCUAUGUGAGCUUCAAGAGACUACAGUCUUACACCUGGCCCCGCUUGGAAGCUAACUAUAGAGGUGAAAUUUAUUCAUGGGUGAAAAGAGAAGCUGAAAAAAUCCCACUGAUGUAUUUUGCAAUGGCAUUCAUUCAAAAAUAACGAUUAGUUUUCUCAGGACAUUCAAGUGGUGGAGCUAUUGCAUCUUUAGUUAUGAUAUUCUUAUUGGAGGAAUUUAAGUCCCAUGGCGAAUCACGCUUAAAAGAUUGCUUCAAAUGUAUAACUUUUGGUCUUAUGCCAAUUGCAGACAGCAUGUUCAAAAAAUAUGUCGAGUCAAUACCUGGUGCAAAAGAAUGUUUCAGUCAUAUCGUUCAAAAGGAUGAUAUAAUACCAAAACUAUUUGGAGCGUUUAAUACUUCGGAUUUGGAGAAGGAGCUGUGGAAUAUUGUGAAAACUAUCAUUGAGCAGUCUUUCAACUUUGAGGAACUUAAGAAAUCUAGAUGGUGGUCAAUGCUCAAUAUGGGCACUGGCAAUGAAGAAUUUCCUCGUCCUUUUGGACACUUGAUGGGAUUCGAUCGUUUGGACAUUUUUGGAGUAUAUUACAUUUUGAAGACAUCGACUAGUUCAAAGUACAAAAAAUUACCUGCAUCAGAAGCUGUUGAUUACCUACGAAUAAGUGAGAACGAUGGCAUCACGAGUUUACGUAAACAGUAUUUUAUAAACCAUAGUUUUAAGAGAUACGUUCAUGAAGUAGAGAUUGCUUUUCUACAAAGUCUUCGAGAUCUGAAGCCUUUCAAGACAAAUAUGAAUCAUAUUUCAUCAGAAAAUGAAGUUAGCCCGAAAGUAUCUACCGUUCAUUUCGAACACAUUGGUGAAGAUGUUGCUGUGAAAGUAUCCGGAAAUGGAAUGUGGUUUGUAUAUGAGCUGUCGAUCUAUUGUGAACAAUUUUGUUGUGAAAAUAUGUUAGUGGACGUUAUUAAAUCCUCUGAAUCCGAAGUUCAGACAAGAAUAAAAGAAAAAACCGUUCAUUAUGAAAAAGAAGUGAGGGUUCAAGUGAAGACACACUUUGAAAAUUCAAAAUAUCUUCCGUCGUUUGACCAUGUAACUGCUAAAACCACGACCUACUCUGUUGCACAAAGGCAACAACAACUUGCAAAACACCGUCCCAGCGAAAUAAUUGAACUAGCUUUUCUCAGUGCCAGUGGCGUAGCUAGCGGUCUGGCUGGUCGGGCCCAGCCCGACCAAAUAUUUUCCCAAAAAUGA